GCCUUGUAGCUGUCCCGGGAGCCCUCAGCAGCAGUUGGAGUUGGUGCACAGGAGGGAUGAGGAAGACCCGGCUCUGGGGGCUGCUGUGGAUGCUCUUUGUCUCAGAACUCCGAGCUGCAACUGAAUUAACUGAGGAAAAGUAUGAAUACAAAGAGGGGCAGACCCUGGAGGUAAAAUGUGACUACGCACUACAGAAGUAUGCCAACAGCAGGAAAGCUUGGCAGAAAAUGGAGGGAAAGAUGCCCAAGAUCCUGGCAAAAACAGAGAGGCCUUCAGAGAAUUCCCAUCCAGUCCAAGUUGGGAGGAUCACACUAGAAGACUACCCUGAUCAUGGUUUACUGCAGGUCCGAAUGACCAACCUUCAAGUGGAAGACUCUGGACUGUAUCAGUGUGUGAUCUACCAGCCUCCCAAGGAAUCUCACAUGCUGUUUAAUCCCAUCCGCUUGGUGGUGACCAAGGGGUUCCUGUGUUCAAUAUUGUCAUUAUCGUGGCUGGUGGAUUCCUGAGUAAGAGCCUGGUCUUCUCUGUCCUGUUUGCUGUCACGCUGAGGUCAUUUGGACCCUAGACCCACAAACCCACGAGAACGUCCUCUGACUUCCAGCCAUAUCCAUCUGGCAGUUGUGCCAAGGGAGGAGGGAGGAGGUAAAAGGCGGGGAGUUAAUAACAUGAAUUAAAUCUGUAAUCACAGGGUACUUCUAAAGUCAGCGUCUCACCUUCCUGCUCACUGCCCUCAUUUCUCUAAUAACCUUGGGUGGGCAUUUCCGCCUCAGAAAAGAAGUUACAGCCCCAAACAUGCCUGGUCCUUCAUUCCACCAGCCACUUGGGGUUUGCAUGAAGUACAGACAGGUCAAUGUUUUUCACUGUAAUUCUCUUGUGGGGGCUGUGACGUGCAGAAGGCACACCUGAUACUUCUGCUCAGUUUUGCCCUGGACCAUACAAUUUUGGCCUGACCUGGACAGAGCUCCCACUACAGAAGCAUCCUGCUCGCCCUAUGCUGGGACUUCCUCUUUCUAGCAUCAGACACUUGGGUUUCAUGCUUAUAUGUGGUUCUUUCCAACACUCCCAGAAAAGGGUGUUGAAGAUUGUGGAGCGUGGAGAAAUAAGACAUCAUGGUGAGGAAGUGCAUCCUUCUCAGAGAAAAGAGUUAAACUGAGUAUCUUGUCCUGAGGAAAUACUGGCAGGCUGAGAUGGGAUCCAUAGGAGAGCAUCAAUGGACAGUGUCAGACAUCUUGUGUGCAUUUAUCGCUGGAGCCUGAAAAUAGCCCCAUGAAGGCAGAAAUGUAUGUGACUGGAACGAGGCCACAUGAGUAAGUCACCGCCCACUGGCAGGAGUGAAAACUGAAGAGCUCCUUACCUGAAGGACCCCAAAGCCAUAUGGAAUAGAAUGACCAGGAGUUCUGCCUGUGUCUAAACGCCUCUUUCCUGUAUCACACAAGGGGCAGGGAUGGUGGGGUAAAAGCUCUCUCCACCGGGGAAGCUUCUGG
Messenger RNA from Mandrillus leucophaeus (drill), 1484 nucleotides. RefSeq names its product triggering receptor expressed on myeloid cells 1 (gene TREM1). The record is from RefSeq and is a predicted model, not a curated record. Bases 57 to 506 code for a protein of 149 amino acids. NCBI's taxonomy places the organism in Eukaryota, Metazoa, Chordata, Mammalia, Primates, Cercopithecidae. The transcript is spliced from 3 exons. Gene Ontology annotation, biological process: chemokine production; neutrophil-mediated killing of gram-negative bacterium; cytokine production involved in immune response.